Hordeum vulgare subsp. vulgare (domesticated barley) is the source of this 3287-nucleotide messenger RNA. RefSeq names its product transcription factor BHLH148. Bases 1994 to 2860 code for a protein of 288 amino acids. Gene Ontology annotation, molecular function: protein dimerization activity. Lineage: Eukaryota; Viridiplantae; Streptophyta; Magnoliopsida; Poales; Poaceae. The transcript has 3 exons. The record is from RefSeq and is a predicted model, not a curated record.
AGCUCUGACGUAUAAGGAUGGUAUGAGGGGUCCGGUUAGACCAUUCUUUUCCUUCUCUCUCAUGUUUGGUCACUGACCGAACGCAUCCGCGGACAUAUGAGGGGUCAUUUGAGUCGUCCAACUGUAAGUGUUCUAAAUGGAUCUCAUCCCUUUCUUAGGUUUAAACCAAUGCCAUUUAGACUCGUGCAUUCUUCCCAUCCCUAAAAUCCCAUCUAAACUCGUGUUCCUCCCUAGCCCCCCCACCCCCCCCCCCCCCCCCACACACACACACAAAGAACAAAUAACAACAUUCUUUCUAUUUUGAAAUAUCAUUUAAUCAUUUCUUGGAUAUAUGAAUACAUCGUUAUGCCUAUACAUCUAUUAAAUCCUAGUUUUGUGAUAUUUUGGGCUUUUUGUCGGGCUUUUUGGCCAGGCUUUGAGGAGAAUAGUGGAGCCAGAGCCCGAUCGGCUCGUCCGACUUUUGUGCUAGGACAUGCUUAGUUCUAGCCCCAUCCAUGAGAUAAAGAGAAGGGUUAAUUUGACAAAUACCAUUGACAACUCCUUAAAAUUGAAAAUACCGCUCUAAUUUUUGGAUACUUAAAAGAAGAAGAUAUUUUAACCAUUUGAGCAGAAUAUAUACAUGUUAAUAUCGUUGACAUAUGUGUGGGAAGCAAAAGCUAAACCUUAGCCAAACAAUCCAUGAGUCUAAAUUUCACCAAGGUUUAUCCAUAAUCUAGCAAGCACCUCCCUCAUGGAGUGCCCCGAUGUAAAUUGUAUUUUGAUAAUCUAAUUUGAAAGGUAUUUUUGUUUAUGGAAAAAGAGAGGAAAAAAUUGCUUUUUGUUAGUCUGUCAGACACCUCUGCAUCACUCUAUAAAGGGAGGAGCCAAUUUAGAAACGAUUGUCAACAUCCCUUGGAUAGCUCCCAUCAAAAGAAUCUUGGUCGUUAAUCAGGCUCUCGCCUAGUGGUCAGAAUGCAUAAAUCAAAAGUUCUUGUCUCCUUAUUGGUAACAAAUGUGGCGGUACAAGCCUACAAAACAGAUUUUGCUAAAGCGAAUUGAAAAACCAAGGUUCUAUUUGGAACCGGUGUAAAAUUUGUAUGUUCACAAGCAUUUUGCUCAAAGUUCAGAUAAAUGCCGGGUUACCUCACAGAUUUUACGUUAUUUCUGUAAAUGGUGCCACAAAAGAAGUUAAGGCUAUCCGAAUGGACCUCUAAUGGUAUCUGAAUGUACUGCUCUGUCUUGAGUAGGUUUCCUACUCGUUCCCAAAAAGAGAGAGAGAGGGGAAAACAUUUUUAAACCCACACAUGCAUACUCUAUCGUAUAAGCACCUCCGAGCGACUGAGCCAUCGUAUCAUUUUUAAAUUUAUGAAGUCACCGCAACCACCUCGUAGUCGACGGAAACGCCUGUGCAUCUUUACAAAUUCUAAAAUAAAUACAAACACCAGAAUUUAAACGGGCUGAGGAUACCACACUCUCUUUAAUGGUUCACGGGCAGGAAGAAGUUAAUGCGAAGGAUGUAAAAGGAGAAGUUUGGAUAAACGGGCAUGCCGAGGAAGUGGACGUGCCGGCGGCCGGCAACCGCAAAUACUACCGCGAGAAAAGAGCGCUCUCCCGCGUGGAACCUUCUCCGGCUGCCCCUGCCUACGUGUGCGACGCCAUCGCCCCAAUCGCGUACCGCGUUGCCCCGAGUAGGCCCAUCACUACCUCGUGCUCAUUCCCACCCGAGCUCACAAUAAUUAAAAAAAAAACGAAAAAAAAUAUUCGCCCCGGCUUUGACCGUCUCGCUCCCCUCCUCCCUCUUCUGCUCCCUCCGCCUCUCAAUCGGACCGUACGGGUCCAUUUGACCACGUGACCCAAAUCCGCCACCCGCGGCUAUAUAACCGCGUCCGGACGUUUCCCCGGCAACACACUUCACCAAGCACUGCAGACAGCGCGCGGCAUCAGCUCAGAGCAGAACCAAGGAGGCUCAGAGCACGGAGGAACCAAGGAGGCCGGCGAGAUCGACGCAACGCAAAUGCAGAUGGACUCCUACUACUUCCACGACGACGCCCACUUCUUCGCCGGCUGCGGCGUCCCCGGCUCGCCCUUCGCCGACCUCAUUGCGUCGCUGUCGACGGAGCCGCUGCCCGCGGCGGCGGCGAGCCAGAGCGCGUUCCGCGAGUACCGCGGCGUCGGGCUGGAGCUUCCGGGCGCGGCGCGGGGCGGGAUGGCCGGGGUGGGGAGCAAGGGCAACAUCCACCGGAGGAUGAUGGGCGUGCUGGCCAGGAUGGGCCCGAGCGCUGGGGGAAGUUACUGUGAGGAGGACGGGCAGGAGGAGCGGCCGCAGCAGCAGGCGGCCGGCGCCGUCGAGAGCAGCCGCGGGUUCCGGCACAUGAUGCGCGAGCGCCAGCGCCGCGAGAAGCUCAGCCAGAGCUACGCCGACCUCUACGCCAUGGUCUCCUCCCGAUCCAAGGGGGACAAGAACUCGAUCGUGCAGUCCGCGGCCGUCUACCUCCACGAGCUCAAGGUCGCCAAGGACCAGCUCCAGAGGAGGAACGACGAGCUCAAGGCCAAGAUCCUGGGCCACGACGCGCAGCAGCAGUGCGUCAAGGUCCAGUUCGAGGUGGACGAGCCCUCCUCCUCCAUCGACUCCAUGAUCGGGGCCCUCAGGCGCCUCAAGAGCAUGAAUGUCAAGACAAGGGGGAUCCACUCCACCUUGUCCGGCCAGCGGUUGACGACGGAGAUGAAUGUUGAAACCACGAUUGCGGCCGGCGAGGUAGAAAAGGCAGUGGAGGAGGCUCUCCAGGAAGUAGAGAGGAAUCAGCUGCAUGACAGCGAGGCCUCGUUUCCCGGAAGCAGGAGCGGCUGGCCACAAACAUCACACGUGCAAAAUGUGUUCUGAGAUGGUUCUGAGCACGAGGGCCAUGAGACACAUUUCUUCAUUGUUUUUUCUCCUCUCUUUUUUCCGUUCUCCUUCUGAUGAUGGAGCAAGUGAAGAUCUCCACAUGCCCAUGCCCUUGCCCUCGUACCUCGUGUGUGGUCCUAGUGGUUUGUUAGAGGCUGUCAAGAUGUAAGUAGCUCUUCAGAUGUGUAGGUAGCGAGGUCAACUUGGGAUCGAAUGGGUUGGAACAAUUUGAAGAGGGUCAACUUGCACGGUUUGGCUUGGCGCUUAUGUAUGGCCGUAUAGCAAGCAAGAGAAAAAGGAUAUGACAACUUGACAAGGAUACAUGUCAGCCGUUUGGAACAAGAGGGACCAGGAAGCCUUGGCUGCUGGGACUGUAAAUUUGUAACUGCCCAAUGUUCGAAAUCCAAUUAGAUUUUUCUCGGAA